AUGCUUCCCGACACGAUCUUCGCCGUCGCUUUGACGCGCCGCGUAGCUUGCAACAGCAGCCUGCGGGAAGGAAAUGCAAGGCGCACCGCGGUGACUAAGGUGGUGGCGGUGGGGGCAUGGGCGCAGGUGGGCGCGCGCAUCCGCCUGGCGUUGGGAAUGGCGCUGGUGAUGGGCAUGGUGGCGGUGGGGCUACUCCUAGCGCUGCAGCAGCCGCUGUGGCUGCUGCUGGCGGAUACUCCCAAGGUGCUGCCCUACGCGCGCAGCUACUUCUAUCUGCGGGUCAUUGGCGUGCCGCCCCAGCUGCUCGUCAUGUGCACGUCCGGCAUACUGCAAGGAUACAAGCGAGUGAACCUAGUGGCAUGUCUACAAGGAGGCAGAGUCUUACUGGACGUCUUUGCCUCCUACGUGGCCCUAUACGUUCUCGACUGGGGUCUCGUCGGCGUCGGCCUCGGCACCAUCCUCGCCUCCUCCGCCGUCGCCGCCGCCGCUUUUGUCUGCAUCCUGCUGCUGCCGCCCGCCGAGGGGCGGCACAAGAUCCAUAUCUUCACGCCGCUGCUGAGCUCCCUGUCUGGCCGGGCGGCAGGGGGGAAACGCGGAGUGGGGUGCUGGAGUCCCAGGGGUCAUGGGGUUGCUGGUGGUGGUGAUGGGGAGGGAGAGGAGGCACUGCAUGUGCCGUUGUUGGAUGGGCACGUGGGGGAGAGGGGGGCAGGAGGAGGAGCGGGGGAGUUGACGGAGGAGGAGGAGAGGGUGAACGAGGUGUUGAAUGAGAGCACGUGGAAGUUCAUCUGGGAUGGGCUUAGCACCAUGCUGCGAUCCGCGCUUGUGCAGGCAUCAUUCUUCCUAGUCCUCGCAUGUGCCACAUCGCUAGGAAUGCAUGCAGUGGCAGCCCAUCAAGUCCUCAUGCAGCUGUGGAUGAUCAACAUCUACAUCGCAGACGGAUUCGCCACCGCCGGCACCAUCGUCGCCAGCAGCGUGGCGGGGCACUUAGCUAAGAGCCGCACGCCCGCAGAGCAUGCGAUCCACUUAAGGGACCUAAGAGAGGCCUGCUGGAGGGUGCUGAACAUGGGGGCAGUGGCGGGCGUGGCGAUAGCUGCAGUAUACCUGGGGUGGCGGGAGCAGCUCAUGGCUCUGUUCACGUUUGACGAGGGCACGAAGCAGGAACUGAGGGGCGCGUGGCUGUACCUUGCGCUCAUUCAGCCGCUCAACUCCAUUGUGUUUGUGUACGAUGGGUUGAUCUAUGCAGCGCAGGCCUUCUCCUACAUGGCCGCCUUCCUCACUAUUGGCUUCUUCGCCCUCUUCCUCCCGUGCAUCGCGCUGGCCUACUUCUAUUUCAAGACGUUGGUGGCAGCGUGGGGCGCCAAGGGAGUGCUGAACGCGGUGCGCUUCUUUGUGGCCGGCUACAAGAUCCACUUCGACUUCCUCUGCCCAAAACCCAAAUUUCCCCCCACAAACCCCAUCACCGCUCACAACUCCUCCGCUUCUCCCGCUGCUGCUCCUGGAACCGUUUUGAACCGCGCAGCACCUCCUGCCUUAUCUUCCUGGAUUAAUCCUCCCCAGGCUGCGUCCUCCUCUUCGUCUGUUAGUGCAUUGAAAUGGGUGGUGCCGGGUUAUGUUGCUCCUCCGCAUAGUGUGGCUGAGGGAGAGGAGCCGUCUGCAGCGGCGCGUGAGGCUGUGGAUGUUCUGUUGCGGCCGUGUUCCAAUAAAGGGCAAUUGCCGCCGUUCCCGGUGCUUAAAACGAAACAGGAGGAGCUAGUGAACCUCGUCUUGGCGUCGAGCCGGAUUACUCUCAUCGCCAGUUUCAUCGCCGCCUCUGUACUAAUGCCUUCUGGGUGCUGGGCUCAGAGCACCAUGAGCACGACUGUCCACAGCGACUUUUUCGAAGGCGACGUGCGGAUCGUCGUGGGGCCCAACCGUAACCAGAUCCGCGUGCAGCCGGACACGCCGGGCUGGGUUCAGUCGGUGACGCCCAAGAAGGAGUACAUCGUGGAGACUUACCCUUUUCCGUCCAACUUCUCCGCUCUCACGGACGUGAAGCACGUAAUUAUGACAUUCGCCCCUUCCAACUGCUACCCCAUCUACAACACCACCACCGUAACCGCUGAACAAGCCAUUCCCGCAUACCUCGCGUCAGGCACGGACAUCUGCCUCUCCUGCUACAUCUACCUCACCUUCUCCUUCCUGGACGUCGACACGGCCAGCCAGAUCGGCAGCGAAUGCACUGAAACAGACAAUGGGAAGCUUCGCGGUUACAUCUGCUCCACGGACGAGGGUGCUGACGUCACAGUGGCGCAGGCGCUUGGGAGUCCGCCGGUGGUGAAUGGCGGCGGGACGUCGGUGGGGUUUCUCUACACGGAGAUGUUUGUGCGCCAGCCCGCUGGCUCCACCAUGCGCCUCCCCUCCAUCCGUGUCGAUCCCCUGGCCAUAAAGGGAAUCGGGUACAUCAUGGUGCCAUCCAAGGGACCUACUCCUCUCCCUGGGGCUUUUGACGCCAUGCCAUACAUUGCAGGCAACAACAGCAAGGCUGUCGGCGUAGGUCUGGUGUUCCCAAUAACCCUGAUCACUCAGGCGGCUCUCGCAACCACCCCGUUCAGCAGCAACACAGUGCAGACAGUCACACCCACAGCCUUCCCUGCCCUCUCUAUGAGUGCUCCUGCCAACCAGUCGCUCACUCUCAACGCCAGCAUCGUAUCCCCUGUGGCUCCCAAUGCUACUGGCAUCCCAUACAACAUCUCCUUCUACAUCAGCAAGGAUGCCACUGCGAGAAUAAAGACAUCCUGGAUCAUAAUACCGUUCUCUCUGGUUGCUCUGCUGCUCGUCUUUUAG
Molecule: messenger RNA, 2823 nt
Organism: Closterium sp. Yama58-4
Lineage: Eukaryota; Viridiplantae; Streptophyta; Zygnematophyceae; Desmidiales; Closteriaceae
Source: the annotation of a GenBank genome assembly